Molecule: messenger RNA, 1281 nt
Organism: Uncinocarpus reesii 1704
Lineage: Eukaryota; Fungi; Ascomycota; Eurotiomycetes; Onygenales; Onygenaceae
Exons: 1
Coding region: 1-1281 (426 amino acids)
Source: RefSeq, a predicted model, not a curated record
AUGCCUACGUUGACUGACCUUCCACUGGAACUACUCUACGCGGUUGUGGCCGUGGUUGCGCCCCGCAGAUCGCGAUAUACAGCGGAUCUGUAUUAUAGUCCUGACUGGGCUUCCAUCAAUGAUCUUUCUUGCCUAGCACGCACUUGCAAGGCGCUGCAUCAUGUCGCGCAGCGCGAGUUGUACCGUUAUCCGGAAGCGAGGUAUCGCAAAAUCAUCUCCCUUGUGCGCACACUCAUUAAACAGCCCGCCCUUGCUGCGAGUGUCAAAGAGCUACGCACUGGGGAUAUAUGGACACUUGUUGACGCGCCCUACCCCGACUUCAACGACUGCAAGAUCACGGUUGAAGACGCAGAUAUGUUCAAUAAGCUCCUGAAAGUAUAUUGCAAAAAUGAAAACGACUUCUAUCCGAUGCGACCCAUGGAAGGGUCGGAAGAGAACCUUUAUUGCCAUGAAGAUGAAAACCGCGUGGUGGGGAACCUGGCUGCGCUGGCCAUUGCACAAGCUACAAACGUCGAACGACUGGUCCUGCAGACAUAUUAUUGGGAUGUACCCGAAUCAUUCACACCGCCCGCACUUCCUUUUCUUACCGAAUUUAUUGUCCAGCAUGGUGAUACCGAGUUGUCCGUUCACAUCGACAAUAUCCAAGGUAUCUUCGAGGCAGCUCCGUCCCUGAAGCGAUUUCACGGACAUAUGGUGGGCGCUGUAUCAGACAGGAUAUCUCAUGAUGGCGUGACCGACGUUAACUUUACUUACAGCGUUUUGGACGACAGCAGCUUCAGAGCCAUCUUCCAAGGCUUUCCAAAGUUGCAAAAAUUCGGGUUCACAGCUGGAGGGUCAACGGUCUCAUAUGAUCGGCCAGCGACUCCAAGGGUGAUAGCUGAGCUACUACGCCUUCGAAAAGAUACUCUGCAACAUUUGACCCUCCACCUCGUAUGUGCGUGUGAGGCCUUGGAUGGUAUCUUCGAUGGGAGCGAAGCCAUGACGAGCCUCGCUUAUAUGGAGGUCUUGGAGUCGCUGGACCUGCACACUUGCGCUUUAGACGACGAAGAACCCAUCGGGCCGUUGUUGGUAAAUUUAUUACCGCCGUCCAUCAGACGCCUGACCAUACGAUCACAAGAGGAACAUCAACAUGAGGGUCUAGAAGUCCUAGCCAUCGCGGCUCCUGAAAAAUUUCCAAACCUGAAAGAAGUUCGGAUCGUCGGUAAAUCUGGAAACGGGGUCGAGGACACUUUCAAGGCCAGCGGAAUAUCCUUUCAGGCUAUUGAACUCUAUGUUGAGUGA